Messenger RNA from Puccinia triticina, 420 nucleotides. RefSeq lists its product as uncharacterized. The record is from RefSeq and is a predicted model, not a curated record. Gene Ontology annotation, biological process: proteasome assembly. Gene Ontology annotation, cellular component: nucleus; cytoplasm. The coding region runs from base 1 to 420 and encodes 139 amino acids. NCBI's taxonomy places the organism in Eukaryota, Fungi, Basidiomycota, Pucciniomycetes, Pucciniales, Pucciniaceae. The transcript is spliced from 5 exons.
AUGAACUCGUAUGCGAUCGUUCCGCCCAACCAUGUAACACCUUCGAAUAUCUCGACCGACGUCCACAGCAAUGGUCUCGCUACUGGAUCCGCCAAACUUGCUCCUCGUCAUCCGCUUCAAAACAGAUUGGAAAACUGGCAAAGCACUCAAGAUAAAUUCAAAUUCACGAUCCAAAGAGAUUUGUAUGGCGCUGCUUUUCCGCUUCGUCAAAUGAUGGAGAGAGAUUUGAUUCAACGAAGUACCACUACUCUGCCUGGACAAUCGAAGCCUUCAAAUCUCCAUCUUGAUAUUUUGAUGGGUCGAGAUGAAUUGAUCGAUGAGUCAAACGCCUUCCUGCCUAAUAUAGCAGUCGGUGCAGAGGGAUCGAGCCACGAUAAAACCGAUUUACAUUCCCAAAUGGAAAAGAAAUACAAAAUCUGA